Molecule: messenger RNA, 2568 nt
Organism: Pyricularia pennisetigena
Lineage: Eukaryota; Fungi; Ascomycota; Sordariomycetes; Magnaporthales; Pyriculariaceae
Exons: 1
Coding region: 1-2568 (855 amino acids)
Source: RefSeq, a predicted model, not a curated record
AUGGCAUUUUUGGUUCCGUCGCAGGCGGAUGAGCUCAAAGAUGAGGAGGUCGAAGAUGACGAGAAGUCUACACGGCCGCUUCAGGACUCACACCGUCCCAGCAAGCGCAGGAAGACAACAGGGGAUGUCCCCAGCUCCUCUAAUUACAAGACUCAGACCCUCACUCAGCUUUACUCCACUGCCGGCAGUGAAGAAGAGAAGCCCAUAACGAUUAGUGAUUCAGAGGAUGAUGAUGACGACGUUCUGAGCACACAUAGCCCAGUCACCAUCCGAUCAACCCCAACCGCUUAUAGGCGACGUGAGCUGGCUGGAACGCCAUCCGCUGCUCCUCAAACGCCAAGCAACAGGAGGAGUGGCCACCAAUCAAAUCUGUUGAUGCUGUCUCCUAGUGUGAGGAUGCUGAUCAGGAAUAGCAGCCCUGUCGGUCCUCGGAGAUCGCCCUUGAAGGAUAAAUCGACCAACUCUGCCAUCCGGCCAUCCUCACUUGCUAAAUUGAAGAAGCGGAAAAAGGAAAGGGAGAUACCCGAUUCUUAUAGCUCAGAUGCCCUGUCGCCCUUGGCCCCAAGCCAGGCAUCCCCUUCCAAAAGGCGAAGCCCAUUGAAGGAGAUUGAUCUGCCACCACCACCACCUCCACGGUCACAAAAUUCGCCCCGCCGAACCGCCAGCGCAUUGCGUGGGACCGGUCAUAUUUCUUCUACGCCUCGGCCAAAUGCGGCGAGGAGGGCCUCUCGUGCCACAAAUGCCGAGAUCCCUGAUUCUGACGAUGAUCUGCUGAGCGUGGCUUCAACCCCGCGAAGGGGGGAGAACUUGAGUCUGGAACCAGAGACGCCCAUACGGUCAUCGCGCGCUCUAUUUCAGCGACUUGUUGAAAACAAGGAAAACACCAGCCCUGGGCCCUACGUUGACCCUAUUAUUCCUGCUCCUGCGCCACAAAGGGGGCAGUCAGUGGGAGGAACGCGCAGGGAAUCCAGGCCCAGCAUGGGAGCUAGUGAAGAGAGACUGUGCGUCUCGGGCCGGCCCGACUUGCAACAAAGAAGUCUUAUCGCAGAUACUGUUCCUCCGGAUGUUGAGAUUGGUGAUUCGGAUUCGGAUUUAGAUUCAGGGCCCGACAGCCCUUGCCCCCCGUCAAGGUCAUUACCAAGCCAGAAAAGCAUGCAGAGGGUUGUUCUAGGGACAAGCCCUGCUGGGCCACAGUCGCAAGGCUCGAAACGUGGCUUGUUAAACAACGUUGUCAUCGCUUCCAGUUCUGACAUAUCUUCUUCUGCUAUCAAGCCCAGAGCACACCCGGCCGAAAUACCAACUAGUGAUGGUCCUCAAACAACGCCGCUCUCGUCGCCAGAGGACAGAAGUACAGCCAUGGUAUCUGUUAAAGAAGGCUCCAACAAACCAGAGGAAUCUGACUUACCGAUGCUUCCGGAAAAGGUGACACCUCGCCGUCGCAGCCCAGUAAAAGCAAGGAGUACCCAGAGAUACACCCAAGCACACACCCAGGCCUACACCCAGAUGCUGGAAAGCCAGAGAGUGCCUAUGGAGGUUCUUCGACAAAUGGCACCGCAAACAGCACGAUCAGAUAUAAUCGUCACCAUGCACCCGUCCAAGGUGAAGGAGAUCGUCGAUGGCAUCAGAAAUCACGAUUUCAGGACUGUCAAAUUGCCGCGCUCAGUCCAUCGUCUCUGGAUCUACGUUGCUCGCCCGGUCUGCGAACUACGUUAUAUGGCCACUAUUGGCGAACCACGUGAGCCAGGCGAGAUUGAAAGCAAUACAGGGCUGGGAAACGCCGAGUUCAACGAAGGCAAGACCAACGCAAAAUGGGCUUACGAGCUUGAGCAGGUCUAUGUACUCAACAACCCCGUGUCAUUGGAGCGCAUGAAGGAGAAUGGCUGGACCGACAGCAAUGCUAGUCAACGGAACAAAUAUCUUCAGCCAGCGAUUGUAGGCCAGCUACUGUCGAACCUACAAUGCGCUUUGUUCGAUGAUGGACUUGCAGAGCCGGCAACUAUAUCCCAGGAAAUCGAUGCUCAGAUACUCAGUGAUAUUGCCCAUUCGACGCAAAUGGCAGCGACAAAUACUUUAACUGCCGAAGAGGAAGUCGUAGAGUCGAGUCAGUAUGAGCUUCCCGCUGUUACAGUGCCUUCAUCACAAUUGAGACGGAGCGCUCGACUAGCGAUGCCGCCGCCUUCGAGUGUGAACCGUGUAACAUCCCGAAAGCCGGCUCAUCAAAGCAGUCCUAGUCAGUGGGCGGCACACUCGAGGGCGGCGCGGAGCAGGAAGAAUGUCUCUUUUUCCCAGGCAACAACUGCCAGCCAACCGUCUACUCAGCUGCCAAGCACUCAGGCGCAGUCACCUGAAAAGCCCGCGCCAGCUUUGGUCCGGUCAUCGAGCAGCGUCAGUGUGCUUCCAGCCAACCAGGCUGAUAGCAUGCCUGCUAAAGUUCUAGCAUCGGGUAAUGCAACAGGGUCUUCUUCACAGAUUUUCCCCGAGAGCUUGAUUCGGGAUGACGUUCGUCAACCUGCAAUAAUAUUGGACUCGGAAGAUGAGAGUGAGAUGGACGAUGAAGAUUUUUUUUAA